ACGGCUACCAAAGACAUCAGUUCCUCCAGUUCUUUCCACUACCAAACAACAAUGCAUCAGUUGGUCGUCGUCGUUAUCUUCGCUGUCGCAGCCUUUGCUGCUGAACUCCCAUACCCGAAACCAAACGCCGGUUAUGCUGCUCCCAGUUACGACAAGGAGCCACUGAUGCCGUACAAUUUCGGCUACGCUGUCAAUGAUGUCCCCACUUACAACAACUUCGCCCACCAAGAGACGGCUGACACCAAAGCCGUCACCGGAUCUUACCGAGUUGCCCUACCUGAUGGCCGCACUCAGAUUGUUUCCUACAGAGCCGAUGAAAAUGGUUACGUUGCUGAUGUCAAGUACCAAGGAGAAGCCAAAUACGACAGCAAACCUGCCUACCAACAAGCCUAUCAAUCCGCACCGGCCCCAAGCUACAAACCCUGAACAGCUCCUUAAGACGUCUUUCAUAUCGUGGUCCCUUUCACACACAUCAAUCCAUUAGAAAAAAAUUUCUUCCUGAUUAUAUUAAGAGUCAAAGGAAAUCAUGUGUAACAUAUGGCCUGAAACAGAUAGUAUACGAAAUCAUUAAUAAAAAUUUAAGCUUUA
Molecule: messenger RNA, 588 nt
Organism: Daphnia carinata
Lineage: Eukaryota; Metazoa; Arthropoda; Branchiopoda; Diplostraca; Daphniidae
Product: pro-resilin-like
Exons: 3
Coding region: 52-426 (124 amino acids)
Cellular component (GO): extracellular matrix
Source: RefSeq, a predicted model, not a curated record